This is a messenger RNA of Cantharellus anzutake, 2378 nucleotides long. RefSeq names its product Alpha/Beta hydrolase protein. Bases 213 to 1982 code for a protein of 589 amino acids. Lineage: Eukaryota; Fungi; Basidiomycota; Agaricomycetes; Cantharellales; Hydnaceae. The transcript has 13 exons. The record is from RefSeq and is a predicted model, not a curated record. Gene Ontology annotation, biological process: lipid metabolic process.
GCCAAUUUUUCACGCAGAAUUUUUGGUUUACGCAUAUGAUUCGCCUUCUGAGAAUGAACCCCACCUUACUCAGUAUGGAGAAAGAAUUCCGGUUUGCAAACGAAGCACACGAGGUUCGUUUCCCUUAUGGAUGACUGCGUUGAUUCCUGGUUUCGUUGGGGGCUUAUAUCAAUGGGGACGGAUAUUGAUCCACCUCACGAAUCCCAUCACCAAUGUCCUCUCCUAGUACCAACCCCACCACUGCCAACAACCCUGUCCACGAUGACGAGCCACUCCCUACCGAUGGAGAUGAUGAUAUUCAUUCCAUUCUUCGCAAACUCCGUUUAGAUGAAGUCGUUGGGCUUUCGCAGAAUAACACCCAUAAACGAACCGUUCGGUACAACGCCGCCGGAAAUUACAUCUCCCUUGUCUUCCUCGAAACCGGUCGUUAUAUCCGCUACCUAUUCCAAACAUGGACCUCCGUCAUUAUUUCCAUCCUCUUUGGUGGUCUCGGUUUGUUCGAUGCGCUCUCGCUCCUAUUCUUUGCGGUUGGUGGAUCGGCGCUUCUGUUUUUGGUUCUUAUCUUCUGUUUAGCUGCCCAUUUCCCUGUUCUCGUCCGACUUUACUACCGCUGGUCUGCCAAAUACGGCGGAGGACUGGGUCUCGUUAAUGCCGGAAAUCCAUCCUUAUUUUAUGCACUCACUCAAGAACAAGCGACUGCUGCUAAGAAAGCGCUUGGUGUGGAUAUUUCGAAACAGAAGGAUAAUACGAAAGAAAGGUUUUUUGAUUUUGAUAUCGCAAAGUUGACGCUACAAAUAGCUUCCGUCAUCUACGAACACGAUAACGACGCGAUUCGAAAGGCCGUCGCUCUGACCGCUUCGGACAAACCAAAGACGUAUGCGCCUCAAUUAUCGUCCAUCGUGUCAGGUAUCAGGACGAACUUGGACCCUCCUUCUCAUGGACCGGGAAGGCUUUUGGAGGAUUUGUUUGGGGAACAAAAAAGGGAUGAUGUGAGUCAGGCGUUGGAUAGUGAAGGGGAUAGGAAAAUUAGGGAGUUUUGUGCGAAGUUUGGGAUCGAUUUUGAACCUGUUUCAGAACUGAACAACACCUCAUCGGCCUUCGCCGGUCUAUUCUGGGAUCCCAACUCCAACUGGAUCAUCCUUUCCUUCAAGGGUACAGGUCCCAUCGAAUUCGGAGAAUGGUUAUCGGAUUUCAACGCGUUCAUGGUUCCCGUGGGGACGCAUGUGAACCUGUUUAGUAAAGUUCACAAGGGAUUCAAGGAGAGGGUGUUUCCUGAGGACGUGAGCAAGUUGGGGAACUUUAGACCUUAUGAUACGAUAUUGGCGGGGACGAAAGCUUUGGCGAAGUGGCUGAGGAAGAAGAAUGGAUUUGGAGAUAAUGUCAAGAUUAACCUUUGGUUCACGGGACAUUCGUUGGGAUGUGCGACAGCUUCGCUCGUGUAUACCCGUAUGGUGAUGAACGACGACUUGCCGAAGAAAAUAGAACUUCGGAAUCCGUACUUGUUUGCGGCUCCUAUCCUUUGCGACAGGCCUUCUGUUGAAUCGUUCAACGGGAAAAUGUUUGGGGAUUCGAAGAGGAUUAAGACUAUGUGGCGUAUCACCUCGAAUGAUGACGCUGUGGCCACUUUGUUGCCUGAAUUGGGAGAUUACAAUUCAUUGCAAAUCUCUCCUAAUAAUGGCUUUGCAUUUGCCCACUUGGGGACGGAACUGAAGCUGCGUAAUGAACCUGACAACUCGAACGUCGCGGGUAACCACAUUACCUACGGAACGACCGUCCACCUCGACUCUGCUUUCUCCAAAGAAGAGAUUGCUAAACAACGAGCUGAACAUUUGGCCCAGCCUGGCGAAGCGAAGCGUGAACUGAUUGGAGUGUUUUUGCAAAAGAUUCCGCUAAUUGGACGUUUGAUCGCUCAUUGUACUAUUUACUAUUGGGAUCAGCUGGAUCGUGUGGCGAUUGGGGAGUGCAAUUGGGUCAUCAACUAAUUGACCAAGAACAACCCGCCACCGCCAUGGGAACAAGGGGGCGUCGUUGUAGAUUACUCUUCAGCCGUUAACCGUUCUUCUCGAUGUCUCUUUCCGCUUCGCCAGGCUCGUUCCUCCCCCUCCCCCUCCCUCUCCCUCAAACGCCUUCAGUAUCAAAACCCUUACCAACAUUCCAUUGAGCCAUUAAGGUUAAUUGUGUCGUGUUCUUGCUUUUGUGACUUUUCGAAAUCUCCCGUGCUACUACAGUCAUUCACGGGCCAAUGGUUCACAUUUUGUAAUUUUGAGACUAUGACAUUGGAUCAAAACCAAAUACAAAAUUUUUAUGACGGAUAGUAGCCAGGCUGGGUAUGUACAUAUUACCGAGAGAUAUAAAGAAAUGGAUGAAAAAUGAACGAG